UAUUGUCAUUAUGAAUCGUCGUUCCCACCUUCAGCCACCUUGGGCCCCGCGAUUGAUCCUACCACCGGUGAUUGGACAUAUAUAAGUGACGCGAGCCAGAGCCAUUUUACAAUUGCAUCUAAUCGCAGCUAAUAACGUUCAGCCAUGAAAGUCGCGUUGGUCUGUUUGUUCGCCUUCGUGGCAGUUUACUAUGUAUCUGCUCGCCCGGACGAUGCCAAGUACACCAGCAAAUUUGACAACAUCGAUGUGGACCAAAUUCUUCGUAGCGAUCGCCUGCUGAACAAUUACUUCAAAUGUUUGAUGGACGAAGGAAGAUGCACUCCGGAUGGCAAUGAACUUAAACGAGUUCUGCCUGACGCGUUGGCCACCGAAUGCAAGAAAUGUUCUUCGAAGCAGAGGGAAAUGGCGGAGAAGGUAAUCCGAUUCCUCGCAGACAACAAACCCGCAAUGUGGAAGAAACUGAUGUCAAAGUAUGAUCCUGAUGGAAAAUACAGGGUCAAGUACGAAGAAGAGGCGAAGAAGCAUGGCAUCAAAGUUUGAAGAUCGACGGAUACGCGUCACAAAUUACACGGAGUUCGAUAAUUUUAACGUGACCUCGACGACAAUCAAGAAAAUUAUCAGCCAUAAUGAACACAUAGUUAACGUUGGUGUUGUUUGAUAAUUGGUCGUAACAUCUAUCUGUGUAUAAUACAAGCUGAAAAGUGCUAUGUUUACAGACACUGUGUAAUAACCUCCGAGAAACUGACUUAACCUAACGUCUUUAUCUAAUAAAGUAUCGUUAAACGUAA
This is a messenger RNA of Nomia melanderi (Alkali bee), 788 nucleotides long. RefSeq lists its product as uncharacterized. The record is from RefSeq and is a predicted model, not a curated record. Lineage: Eukaryota; Metazoa; Arthropoda; Insecta; Hymenoptera; Halictidae.